Molecule: messenger RNA, 1503 nt
Organism: Torulaspora globosa
Lineage: Eukaryota; Fungi; Ascomycota; Saccharomycetes; Saccharomycetales; Saccharomycetaceae
Gene: BIR1
Product: survivin
Exons: 1
Coding region: 1-1503 (500 amino acids)
Biological process (GO): regulation of cell cycle
Cellular component (GO): cytoplasm; nucleus; spindle microtubule
Source: RefSeq, a predicted model, not a curated record
AUGAACAAUGGAAGCUCAAUAACGACCGGUGGUUUAUCGCCAAUGUGCAGUCUCGAAGCAAGGAUCAAAAGCUUUCGCAAUACAGCUAUUAUCGAUGGAAAGAAAUACCGAUGGCCUUACACGGUUAUACCUUUUGAAGACAUGGCCAAACUUGGGUUCUUCUACCAUCCGUUCAAGGAUUCUAAACUCGAAGGCGAAGUUUGCAGAGAUGCAGUUCAAUGCGUAUACUGUAAGAAUGUUACUCAUGAUUUCAAGGAAUGUCGAUCAAAGAAAAAGGAUAUCACUGAAACGAUGACAAAUGUUCUGCGACAGCAUCUGGCUAAUGAUGGGGAAUCAUGUCUGCUGUCAAGUGUGAAGUUACAAGCCCUACAGGAUGUUUCAAUGGAGUUUGAAAGCGUCAAAUGGGAAGAAACGCCAGUAUUCCGUGAUCCAUUAGGUCAGAAGGCUACCCAUCUGAGGAAAUUUACGUUUGAGAUGAAUUGGAAUUUAAAGAGUGACAACCUGACUCCGCAAAAAAUGUCCGAAGCUGGGCUUUUACGCUAUGAUAGCUCAUUUACAGGUUUUGAGGACCUAACAGAGGGCCAAGUCCACGAUGCAUGCUAUUGCAUCUAUUGUAAGAGACUAGUCGCAUCAUGGCAGUCGCACGAUAAUCCAUUACUUGAGCAUUAUAAGAGCUGUGGCGGUAACUGCUUUUUCUUCAAAACUAUGAAAGCAGACAUAAAUUAUAGUGGGAUUCUGCAGGAACUCGAAGACAAGUUGGCUAAUGACUCGUUUGCCAAUGAUACAGAUAAAGAGCCUUGUCGUGCUACAAAUGGUUUGAUCGAAAAAGGAGACGCGCCACUUGGCAAGAUCGGGGAAGAGAAUGACGAGAGAGAAGUAGAGUCGCUGCUUGCGUCAGGAAGCUCAUCGCCAGCAAGUGAAGGGAAUGGACAACUUUCAUCUCCUAUGAAGUCUCCUAUUAGAAAAAAGAGACUGUUGAGAAGGUCUUCAACCAAGAGAUAUUUCGAAGGUGAUACCUCUAAUGUUUCGGAGAUUGGUGCCGACCAAGACAAAGACCUUGUAGUUGAAUUCAAAGAUCAUGUUGAGAAAGCCAGAACAGUUGGCAGAAAAAAUAAAAUAUUGGACGAUAGUAGUGACGAUUUCAGUUUUAGCGCCCAAGGCCAAAGCACGUUUGAAAUACCUGCCAUUCCAGUACCACUAGCAGCCAAUAACUUCGAAAAAGUUGACGAAGAGACUGAGGAACAUAGCGAUGUGUCACAGAGCGAGAGAGCCGCUUCCCAUGAGCAAUCGAAAGAAUCUGUACAUUCUGAUUUACAGAACGAACGAUUGAAUGCUAUCCCAAUUGACGGCAUUUUGAGCCCAGACACAUCUUUGAGAUCCAGCAUUGCAUCCACACCGAUUCACAGUCCCCAAACUGGCCCGCACAAGAUCUUACGGAGAGUAGAUCAACUUCCAGAGGAACCCCAGCAUCUUAGGCAUCUCCGAGGCCGAAAAAUUCUCUAA